GGGGUGGCGGAGGUUGGGGUUAUCAAGGCGAAGAGUCUGAAGAGGAUGGACAUGGCGGGACUGAGCGAUCCCUACGUGAUGCUGAGCAUGACGGGAGGAGGAGGAUGGAGGAAGAAGGCGAAGAAGACGAAGAUCGUGCGGAACAAUCUGAACCCCGAGUGGAACCAGGAGUUCAGCUUCCCGGUCACAGACUUAGAGCAGAAGGUCGAGUUGAUCCUCUACGAUCACGACGACCUCGGCUCCGAUGACAUCAUGGGAUACGUGAUCGUCCCUGUAGCUGACUUC
This is a messenger RNA of Guillardia theta CCMP2712, 285 nucleotides long. RefSeq lists its product as hypothetical. The transcript has a single exon. The record is from RefSeq and is a predicted model, not a curated record. The annotation marks the transcript as partial. NCBI's taxonomy places the organism in Eukaryota, Cryptophyceae, Pyrenomonadales, Geminigeraceae. Gene Ontology annotation, molecular function: calcium ion binding.